Molecule: messenger RNA, 5416 nt
Organism: Platichthys flesus (European flounder)
Lineage: Eukaryota; Metazoa; Chordata; Actinopteri; Pleuronectiformes; Pleuronectidae
Product: glutamate receptor ionotropic, NMDA 2C-like
Exons: 16
Coding region: 3-4175 (1390 amino acids)
Biological process (GO): excitatory postsynaptic potential; long-term synaptic potentiation; synaptic transmission, glutamatergic
Cellular component (GO): postsynaptic density membrane; plasma membrane; postsynaptic membrane
Molecular function (GO): transmitter-gated monoatomic ion channel activity involved in regulation of postsynaptic membrane potential; NMDA glutamate receptor activity
Source: RefSeq, a predicted model, not a curated record
ACAUGGCCAUACCUCCUCCCUCUCCUUGGUCUCCACUCUUCCUCCUCCUCGUCUUCCUCCUGCUCCUCAUCUCCUCCCCGCUCCCCCUGCAGGCCCGGCCUCUCCUCCUCCAAUCGUCCAUCAACGUGGCGGUGGUCUUCAGCGGCUCCAGCUACCAGAAUGAGGUCAGGGGUCGUCUCAGCGGGGAGAACUUCGUGGACCUGCCCGUGGUGGUCAGCCCCGUGACGGUGCUGGUCAACGACACCAACCCCCGCGACCUGCUGACGCGCCUGUGUGACACCAUGACCACAGAGAAGCUGCACGGCGUGGUGUUCGAGGACGACGUGGGCUCCGGGACCGGAGUUCAGGUGGCAGAAGUGGCCCAGAUCCUGGACUUCCUCUCCACUCAGACAGCUCUGCCAAUCGUGGGCAUCAGCGGUGGCUCGGCAGUGGUCAUACCAUACAAGUCAGAGGGUUCCUCCUUCCUGCAGAUGGGAGCGUCUCUGGAGCAGCAGAUCCUCUGCAUGUUCAAGAUCAUGGAGGAGUACGACUGGGGCGAGUUUGCGGUGAUCACCAGCUUGAUGCCGGGAUACGACACCUUUGUGGAUAUAGUGGAGGCCUACACAGAUACCUCCUAUUUCCUGUGGAGGCUACAGGACAUAUUGACCCUGGAAAUGUCUGUUGGGUCGAAUGAUGCGAGGACAAAGCGCAUGCUGCAGCAGGUGGACUCUCAGGUCCUGAUGGCGUAUUGCUCCCACGACGAGGCUCAGUAUCUGUUCAGUCAGGCAGCGGAGGUGGGCCUGCUGGGGCCGGGCUACAUCUGGAUCCUGCCCAGUUCGGCCGUGGGCAACCCCGACAGCCCUCCACCUGUCAGCUUCCCCAUCGGCGUGAUCGGCGUGAUAACGGACCAGUGGAGGAAGAGCUUGCGGCAGAGGGUGAGGGAGGGAGUCGCCAUCGUAGCCAAGGGGGCCGAAAGCUUCAAGAAUCAGUACGGCUUCAUUCCUGAGGGACACGGGGACUGCAGCAAGCCGGCGAAGCCCUCCAACAACAACACUCUGUUCAGGCACAUGCUGAAUGUGACGUGGGAACGGAGAGACCUGUCCUUCAACAGCCAGGGCUUCCUCUCCCACCCCUCCAUGAUCAUCAUCGCCCUGGACAGGGAGAGACUCUGGGACAAGGUGGGCACAUACUCUCGGGGGAUCCUCCAGGUCCGCUAUCCUGUCUGGCCUCGGUACGGCAGCUUCCUGGAGCAGGUGUCUGACGACCGGCACCUGACCGUGGCCACGCUGGAGGAGCAUCCCUUCGUCAUGGUGGAGAACGUGGACCCCGGCACCGGCACGUGCGUCCGCAACACGGUGCCCUGCAGGCGUCAGUCCAACCGCACAGAGAGCUCCUUUACCGGCCAGUCGGAGUCCUACAUCAAACUGUGCUGUAAGGGCUUCUGCAUAGACAUCCUGAAGAAGCUGUCCCGCACCAUCAAGUUCUCCUACGACCUCUACCUGGUCACCAACGGAAAACACGGCAAGCUGGUGCGUGGGACCUGGAACGGCAUGAUCGGGGAGGUUGUGUACAGACGAGCUGACAUGGCCAUCGGCUCCCUCACCAUCAACGAGGAGCGCUCGGAGAUCAUCGACUUCUCGGUUCCGUUCGUGGAGACGGGCAUCAGCGUCAUGGUCGCCCGCAGCAAUGGGACGGUUUCUCCAUCUGCCUUUCUGGAGCCCUACAGCCCAGCAGUGUGGGUCAUGAUGUUCGUGAUGUGCCUGACCGUUGUGGCGGUGACGGUUUUCGUGUUCGAGUACCUCAGCCCAGUUGGCUACAAUCGCAGUUUGGUCAGGGCCAAAGAUCCUGGAGGUCCAACCUUCACCAUUGGGAAAUCUGUGUGGCUCCUGUGGGGCAUCGUCUUCAACAACUCGGUCCCCAUCGAGAACCCCAAGGGAACCACCAGUAAGAUCAUGGUCCUGGUGUGGGCCUUCUUCGCCGUCAUCUUCCUGGCGUCCUACACCGCCAACCUGGCUGCCUUCAUGAUCCAGGAGCAAUAUAUCGACACAGUGUCCGGCCUCUCCGACAAGAAGUUCCAGAAGCCACACGAGCAUUACCCUCCCUUUCGCUUCGGGACGGUCCCCAACGGGAGCACGGAGAGGAACAUCCGCAGCAACUAUCCCGACAUGCACAUGCACAUGAUGAAGUACAACCAGAAGGGGGUGGAGGAAGCACUCGAAAGCCUCAAAACCGGGAAGCUGGACGCCUUCAUCUACGACGCUGCCGUUCUGAACUACAUGGCCGGGAAGGACGAGGGCUGCAAGCUGGUGACCAUCGGCAGCGGCAAAGUGUUCGCCACCACGGGAUACGGCAUCGCGCUGCAGAAGGACUCCCGCUGGAAACGGCUCAUUGACCUGGCGCUGCUGCAGUUCCUCGGAGAUGGAGACACCCAGCGCUUGGAGACGGUUUGGUUAUCGGGCAUCUGCCAGAACGAGAAGAACGAGGUGAUGAGCAGCAAGCUGGACAUCGACAACAUGGCGGGUGUCUUCUACAUGCUGCUGGUGGCCAUGGGCCUUAGCCUGCUGGUGUUCGCCUGGGAACACCUGCUCUACUGGAAGCUGAGACACUCCCUCCACAAGUCUCACAAGCUUGACUGCCUGUUGGGCAUCAGCAGGGGUAUUUACAGUUGUUACAACGGAGUGGAGGAAACGGGGCGUUCUUCCGGUAUGGCCAAACCUGACCUGACCUCCAACUACGCUCAAGCAAACAUGCUGAAGAUGCUUCGUACUGCCAAAGAUCUGGUCUCCACUGCCAAUGUGGAGAGCUCCCUGGACAAUGCCACCAAGACGAUAGAACACUUGAGCCGUCAUGGCGGCAGCUUGCCUCUUCGUGUGCCACAGAUCUCCACUGAGUCCGUACCUGGAGGAUUUGCGUAUAUAACUGAGAAUCACUCCUCCCUCCCGCAGCGCUCGAUGACCCCACCUCUGGUAGCUGUUACCUCUCUGAAGCAGCAUAGGAGCAUGAGGCCCACGCCGCUGCGUUACACCCUCCCUACUCGCUCUACUCCCUGUCUGUAUGACCGUCCACUUCCUGUAUCCAGCCUUAGCAACCCCCACUUGGCCGUGGGUGAGCCCCUCCCUCAUCAACACCCACACCAUUACCAGACCACCGGGCGACUUUACGUAGACUCUCAUUCACCGUUCGUCCCCUAUGGUGAUCUACAACUACCCGACAUCUACGCCUCCCACCCGGUCGCCCCACCUCAGAACCAGCACGUCCCAGCCGGCCUCACCCGACGGAAAAGGAGGUCCAAGAGUUUCCAGUGUGAGGAGGAGGAGUUGGAGAGGCGGAAACACAGGGACCAGGAGAUGAACAACCAAAGUCCCGUCUGUAUGAGCGAGCUGAAAGUCAACCACCUCCAAGAAAACCACCUCUCUGCAGCCAGCGCUGAAAGCAUAUACACAGGGGAGGGUGUGGGUCCUCGGGUGGAGAACUACGGCUCCUGGCCGCCAGAGGACCUCAUGCUGAGAGGGAGACGAAGACACCGCCGCCCCUCUUUCCUUAAAGCCACGUGGGGCAGCGAGCAAAUCCGCCAGCUCGACGAAUCCCAGUCAUCCCUCUCCAGCCAGUCACCUUCCACCCUGCCAGACCUGUUCCCAUGCAUUCUCACACCAACCACGCCCGCCAAGGCACACAACCCCGCCCAGCUUCGAAACAACCUGUGCCUCUCACGGAACCAGGCCUACCUCCACAUCAGGCAGGACCAGAGGAGGCCCACAGGCCGUAAGGGCCAGAGGCUGCGCUACUCCCACUCCGCCCACCUGCCCUCGUAUGGAGAAGCAGUGCGACAUGGGACUGGGUUUGGACGGGGGAUGGUGCGGAGGGCUACCAGCCUGCUCACCAGACAGUACGCCCACUACCUGAACUCAUAUCCAGGACUACCCCUCUACCAUGGCCCACUGGACCUACAGCACCACAGCCAGGCUUCCAACAACCCCAGCCCAGUGUGCCAGCUGUUGGCAUGUGGCGGUGGGCGAUGCGGGGGCCAGCGGGCACUGCUUUACCAGGACAGUGUAUAUGGGGGCUACGGAGUCUAUCAGGGGUCCCAGACUGGUUUAGAGGCACAGGGCUGCCAGGGAGCGGGGGGCCAGCCUGCAGGGAGCCCCUGUGUUCUCCGCCCCUGGCGACGGGUGUCCAGCCUGGAGUCUGAGGUCUGAUGGGAAAACAAAAGGACUUCAUGAGAUGGGUACUGUGGAUUUCCAGAGGUUGAAACCACUAUGGAGAGGGUGUAGUGGUGUGAUUAAUGAAACAGGGAAAAAUUAGGACUUGAAGUAAGUGGUCAUUUUCUGUGACUUUGCUUGGUAAAUAAAAAAGUUUGGGGCUGCACAUUUGACAGAAGACGAGGAUGGACGAGGACCACACUGGUGUCAUCCUCCAGAAAGCUGUGGGAAGCUGGAGCUGGCACGUUUCACUCGCCGCUUUCCUACAACAUCGCUUCUGUGUUUUUCCCUGUGCUUUAAUGUGCACCAAGAUUUAAAGUCUACGGUGUUGGCGCAUGGUCUGUGUGUGUGUGUGUGUGUGUGCGUGCGUGUUGUGCGUAUUUUAUUGUGGUUGGUUGGGAUUCGGUCGUGGGUGUCGUCUGGUAGAGGAACUGUUUACAGCUGGGGUAGAAAAUAUGGGAGGAAUAAAGAAUUGUAGCCACUGAAAUACAAGCAGCAGUUGUAGCAAGAUUUUGUGAAGACAGUGGAGUUUAAGUCCAAAGUAAAAAAAAACACAUACCUGGAAGAACUCAUCAUUCUGAGACGUCUGUUUUGUGAACAUCAGGUAACUUCUUGGAGUAUUUACACCGUUUUUUGGAGCUAAACCCUUCACGUCCUCAUCGUGACGAGUCACGGGAAGCAGAGACUUUGUGGAAACAGUCAAUGUGAACACAGUCUGUAAAGUGAUGAAGAUGUGGGGGGCAGGGGGGGGGGGCAGCGUUGACCAGCACUAGGUGUCUUAAACCUUGGACUCUUCCUCACUGGGUCUCGGCGUGAGGCCACAGUACAGCACAACAUCACACAGGGCCUCACAGUAAAUAACUUCUGUAUUCAAAGUACUGCAUCGAUAUAGAUAAGAUGUUCUAUUUGAGGCUGGUUAGUGUCAUAUUCAUGUAUUCUACAUAUGAUAGGAAUUUAUAGUCACUCUUUAAAAUUUUCUAAUUACACUUCUGGCACAUUCUAAUGUUUUCUUUUUUGUAAAGCUAUUGCUAAUCUACUGGAAUAUUUGUUAUUAUUGUAUUAAUUCUCAUCAGUUGGCCUAUAUUAACAUUUUCAUCACUCUCUCUCUUUUCCACUCUUUUAUAUUCCCUCAUCACCCCCCUCUUCUCCCCUCCCACCCCCCCCCAUUCCUUUUAACUGUUUAAUGAUUAAAUUUAAAUGAGUUAAUUGAAAGCUAUUCUAGUAUCUAUAUUACCUGG